AUGAGAAGCUGCUUCUGCGUGAGAAGGAGCCGAGACCCGCUGCCGCCGCCGCCGCCUUCGCAACCGCCACCGCCGCCGCUUCAGCGGGGAACAGACCAGUCCAUCAUGCCUGAAGUCAAAGACCUCUCAGAAGCCUUGCCCGAAAUGCCAAUGGAUCCCAUUACAGGAGUUGGAGUGGUUGCUUCUCGGAACCGGGCACCUACAGGCUAUGACGUAGUUGCACAGACGGCAGAUGGUGUGGACGCUGACCUCUGGAAAGACGGCUUAUUUAAAUCCAAGGUUACCAGAUACCUGUGUUUCACAAGAUCAUUUUCUAAAGAAAAUAGUCAUUUAGGGAAUGUUCUGGUGGAUAUGAAGCUCAUCGACAUAAAAGACACGCUACCUGUAGGCUUCAUCCCAAUUCAGGAGACUAUGGAUACACAGGAAGUUGCUUUCAGAAAGAAGAGGCUCUGUAUUAAAUUUAUCCCUAGAGAUUCAACUGAAGCAGCAAUCUGUGACAUCAGAAUCAUGGGCCGGACAAAGCAGGCACCUCCUCAGUAUACCUUUAUAGGGGAACUGAACAAUAUGGGAAUCUGGUAUCGAAUGGGCAGAGUCCCGAGAAAUCAUGAAUCACCUCAACCCACAACUCCUUCCCCAUCGGCAGCUUCAACACCAGCCCCUAACCUUCCAAGGCAUAUCUCCUUAACACUUCCUGCUACCUUCAGAGGCAGGAACAGCACUCGAACUGACUAUGAGUACCAGCACUCAAAUUUGUAUGCCAUAUCAGCUAUGGAUGGAGUGCCUUUUAUGAUUUCAGAGAAGUUUUCUUGUGUUCCAGAAAGUAUGCAGCCCAUUGAUCUCUUGGGGAUCACUAUCAAAUCUCUGGCAGAAAUAGAAAAAGAGUAUGACUACAGCUUCCGGACAGAGCAGAGCGCUGCUGCCAGACUCCCACCCAGUCCCACUAGAUGUCAGCAGAUACCACAGUCCUGAGGACCAGGCGGAAAGGAGGGGCAGGAACCAGUGGAAAAAGAGCUGCCCAGCACACAGACAGACACACACGCAC
Gracilinanus agilis (Agile Gracile Mouse Opossum) is the source of this 1042-nucleotide messenger RNA. RefSeq names its product multivesicular body subunit 12B (gene MVB12B). Lineage: Eukaryota; Metazoa; Chordata; Mammalia; Didelphimorphia; Didelphidae. The transcript is spliced from 10 exons. The coding region runs from base 1 to 969 and encodes 322 amino acids. The record is from RefSeq and is a predicted model, not a curated record. Gene Ontology annotation, cellular component: ESCRT I complex; late endosome. Gene Ontology annotation, biological process: viral budding; regulation of epidermal growth factor receptor signaling pathway; virus maturation.